AUGGAGACGGUCAGAGGGUGGUACCAGACAUGGUGCGACUUCCCCCAACCAAAGAAGGUGAAAAUCAUCAAAGGGGCUGCUUUUGUGUGCUUUUCCUUUUUCCUGCUCUUUCUGGUGAUUUACGCAUUUGGUGGCACGGGUAAGAAGUCAAAGACGCUUACCCCAACAGUCGUUUUCAUGGAGGCGAUGCCGGCAGACUUGCAGACGCUGCGGUAUCUCGCGCAACGCAGGGAUGUUUCCAUCGGCAUGGUGAUCUUGACGGUGAGCGGCUCUUCAAAAACGAAGGCUACACGAAAACGUUCCCGAUCUACUACGGUAACAGCGUUGCGGCCGCCGAUGAGGCUUUUUUCCAACGUGUCCUUCACCGCGGGCGUCCCCGUUCCGGCGUCAACGACGUCUUGCACCUAUCGCCGCGUGUUCACCGAGACGCUCUCCACGAACGCCCAGCGUCUGUUCAACGGCGCAGCUCUUCUCGACCUUGUCGACGUGCAGAGCCCGCAGUCACGUCUCACGUACUAUGACGCACCACUGAGCGAUUACCUGUCGUCGAGGCAAGCCAACUUUCUUGUCCUGGGCCCCGCCACCGACGCAGCAGCUUUUCUUCAGAAUCACCCUCAGCGUAGGAGUCAAGUAGUGCGCAUUGUGAUGGGAGGCGGCGCCCUUAUCGGACUAGGCGACGUGCAGUAUCUCUAUCCCGACAACCGUUCCACCUCACCGACCACCGAGGCUGAAGUCACCUCGGCUAACGUCGUAGGGUGUCCCGCGGGCUACUACAACCAGGUAGGGUCGAGCACCAAACCUGUUUCCUUAGCGUUGCUGGCGGGUUCGCUGCUGGCGGACGCGUACUUGCAGGACGGCUCCACCGUGUCGAGCGUUCCCGUGAACGUGAUCGCCAAAGGUAACCUUGAUGUCGAUGGAAGGUCAUAUCGCCCGCCAUCCGGUGAUCUUACCGUCAACGUUGUGUUGAGCGUCAACCAGGACACGUUCUCCUCACACCUCCUGCGCGUCGAUGCGCUUUCGUUCGAGUAA
This is a messenger RNA of Bactrocera neohumeralis, 1029 nucleotides long. RefSeq lists its product as uncharacterized. The record is from RefSeq and is a predicted model, not a curated record. The transcript has 3 exons. NCBI's taxonomy places the organism in Eukaryota, Metazoa, Arthropoda, Insecta, Diptera, Tephritidae. Bases 1 to 1029 code for a protein of 342 amino acids. Gene Ontology annotation, molecular function: hydrolase activity, hydrolyzing N-glycosyl compounds.